AUGUCUGGAAAAGGAGGUAAAGCUGGUACUGCCGCAAAGGCAAGUCAAUCUAGAUCCGCUAAAGCCGGAUUGACGUUCCCAGUCGGUAGAGUUCACAGACUCUUGAGAAAGGGUAACUACGCACAAAGAGUGGGAUCCGGUGCGCCCGUGUAUUUGACGGCUGUGCUAGAAUAUUUGGCCGCGGAAAUCUUGGAGCUGGCCGGUAACGCCGCCAGAGACAACAAGAAAACCAGAAUCAUCCCACGUCACCUGCAACUGGCGAUCAGAAACGACGACGAGCUGAACAAACUGCUGGGCAACGUGACCAUCGCGCAGGGUGGUGUUUUGCCAAACAUCCACCAGAAUCUGCUGCCAAAGAAGAGCGGUAAACCGGGUAAAGAGUCCCAGGAGCUUUAA
Molecule: messenger RNA, 396 nt
Organism: Lachancea mirantina
Lineage: Eukaryota; Fungi; Ascomycota; Saccharomycetes; Saccharomycetales; Saccharomycetaceae
Source: the annotation of a GenBank genome assembly